Molecule: messenger RNA, 180 nt
Organism: Hepatospora eriocheir
Lineage: Eukaryota; Fungi; Microsporidia; Hepatosporidae
Source: the annotation of a GenBank genome assembly
AUGAUAUUUAAGUUUUUAAGAAAAUUCAAUUAUAAUUCCUUAAUGUGUGAGGAAAAUAUUUUUAUUAGUAAAAAAUCUACAAUUGAGAGAAAUAUAGAGUGUAUUUUAGUUAGUCUGUUGUUUACAGUAGUAUUGAUUUCAAUAUGCUUUUAUCUUAUAAAACUUAAUAAAUGGUUUUAA